AUGGCAUAUGGACAACGGCACGAUAUCCGCAGCCGCCCUACCGAAAAUCCGUCCUGGGAUACUCGGGUCUCGGUGCCUUGGGACCUCGGAUCUCGCAUCUCGCAGUCUCGGGACCAUCACGGCAUGCCACCAUCAAGUCAAUAUGCCUUGGAUGAGCCGUCCGAUUUUGCACAACGUUGA
This is a messenger RNA of Penicillium antarcticum, 180 nucleotides long. RefSeq lists its product as uncharacterized. Lineage: Eukaryota; Fungi; Ascomycota; Eurotiomycetes; Eurotiales; Aspergillaceae. The coding region runs from base 1 to 180 and encodes 59 amino acids. The transcript has a single exon. The record is from RefSeq and is a predicted model, not a curated record.